Mesocricetus auratus (golden hamster) is the source of this 3017-nucleotide messenger RNA. RefSeq names its product fatty acid desaturase 6 (gene Fads6). Gene Ontology annotation, biological process: lipid metabolic process. Gene Ontology annotation, molecular function: oxidoreductase activity, acting on paired donors, with oxidation of a pair of donors resulting in the reduction of molecular oxygen to two molecules of water. The transcript is spliced from 6 exons. The coding region runs from base 172 to 1200 and encodes 342 amino acids. The record is from RefSeq and is a predicted model, not a curated record. Gene Ontology annotation, cellular component: membrane. NCBI's taxonomy places the organism in Eukaryota, Metazoa, Chordata, Mammalia, Rodentia, Cricetidae.
CACGCUGGCCUUGGGCUGGUGGUGACCUCGGGCUGGUGGUGUCCCAACUCCGUGCGUGACUCCGCCCUACCUCCCCCACGCGCGCACGCCCGUUUGUCUUCUCUGGGAGCAGCAGACGCUCACGCCCGAGUCCUCCUCGCUUGUCCCCAGCCCCGUGAGUCCCGGGAUCCCAUGGAGCCCGCGCACAGCGCGUCCCCGGGGGACGGCGCUGCUGAGGUGCUGCUGAGCGAGCUGGAGCGGCAGGUGCAGGACGUGGUGCGGGCGAGCUCCUGGUGGGAGCGCCGCGGUGUGGACUGCGCCAUCCUCGCUCUCAGCCUGCUCGCCCUGCCAGCGGGGUUCCUGUGCCUGCGCUCCCAUAAUGUCCUGGCCUUUGCCACUGGCAUCACAAUCUUGGGCGUGUGCCAUUACACUCUCACAGUCAAGGGCAGCCACCUGGCCACUCAUGGUGCCCUCACCGAGUCCAAACGCUGGGGCAAGAUCCUGAUGAUCUUCUUUGUGGAGGUAUGCACAGCCUUUCCUGCAGAGGUCGCCAAGUUCAACCACGUCAACAUGCACCAUGGCUACACCAACGUGGUGGGUCUGGGAGACUCGAGCACAUGGAAGGUGCCGUGCCUCAACCGAUACAUCUACAUGUUCCUUGCACCACUUUCCAUCCCCAUUCUAACUCUACUGGUCGCUCUCGAGCGUUUGAGGAAGGAAGAGCUGAGAGUGGCACUUCGGACGUUGGUCUUCAUGUCAUUGGGCCUUUAUUCUCAGUACUGGCUGCUCCUGAAUGUGUCGGGCUUCAGAAGCCCCAGUUCAGCGCUGGCUUGUAUGCUGCUUGCCAGAUCCCUGCUGGCCCACCCCUAUCUCCAUGUCAACAUCUUCCAGCACAUCGGAUUGCCUAUGUUCUCCCCGGACAAGAAGCCCCGGCGGAUUCACAUGAUGAGCCUGGGGGUGCUGAACCUGCCUCGGCAGCCGGUGCUGGACUGGGCAUUCGGCCACUCACUCAUCAGCUGCCACGUAGAGCACCACCUCUUCCCUUGGCUCUCUGACCACAUGUGCCUGAAGGUGAAGCCCUUGGUAUCGAAGUUUCUUCAUGACAAGCAGCUGCCCUAUAAUGAGGACUCAUACCUGGCUCGCUUCCAGCUGUUCCUCAGUCGUUACGAGGAGUACAUGGUGCACGCCCCGUCCAUCACCGAGCUGGUGGGGGUGCAGUGAAGGCUGGGCCCCCUCUCUAGCCCAGUCCUGGCCCUCCUGCACUGCUGGCCCCGGUGGGACAGGUGGACCUGGGACAUGGUGGCCUCAGGCAGACAGUGACGCAGAGCAGAGUGUGCCUGAUGUCCUGGGGGACCCCUGCUCUGCCGGCUUUUCUGGGAGCUGAGUGGGGUCGGGGGCUGGGAGAAGGGAAGAGAGCAAUAUGGAGGCUGUGCGUCUUGAUGCGCUCAGACCUCAGCCGACCCCAUCUCAGGGUCCCCUUCUCUGCUGCAUCUGAGCCGGGGCGGGGCUAAGGGGGCUGGUGACGGGUGAGGUGCGAUCCUGUGCCCAGGUGGAGGGGUACAAAGAGAAGGGCCAGCCUCCUCAGCUCAGACCUCCCUAGUGCCUAGGCCGCACACUUCCCAGGCUGCUGCCUCCUCCCGUACCUCCCCCAGGGCCAGCAGGGUGAGGUCAGUUUCUGGCAGCCCCGCCCCUUAGCUCUUCAGCCAUAGGAGCUGGUACCAGAGGGGGCUCAGAAGCUCCAGGACCCACAGUGUCAGUGAGCAAAUGCCUCAGGCAUGAAAUUAGAAAAAGCACCCCCAGCUUUGAGCACGGCCUUGGCUACUCUACACAAGUGUGCUUUGCCCCAUGUUUAGAAGGAUCCGAGCUGGGUAAAUUAUACCGGGAGGCAGCUGAGGUGAACUGGAACUGGGCUAGCAGGGCAGAGAGGGAUGAGCAAAGAGGGAUGGGGGGGGUGAGAUAGGAGAGUUGAGGACAAAGCUGGACUUGGCUGCGGGAGAGAGCAACCUGGGUGAAAGCUGCAGGUGCCAAACCUAGGAGGAAGCCAAGCUGGGGGACAACACAGAGAUCCAGCCCAGGAGGCAACUGAGAGAGGCUGGGAACUGCCUCAGGCACAGAGUGGAGCAGGGAGUUCAUGGAAGGACCCAGUGCAGACUAAAGGAGGGACAGCCGAGGUUAGACCUGCCCCUCCUUAGGGGCACUUAGUUCAUGCCCUGGCUUCUCACCUCAGCCCCAGUGACAUUUGGUUGGUUCCUGGCAGGCUGUGCUGAGCACCGUACGCACCCCUGGCUUCUACUGACUAGAUGCUGGGAGCCCAAAUUAUGACAAUCAAAACUGCUGACACAGCCAAAUGUCUCCCGAGGGCCAAAGCGUCCUUGAUGGAGAACAUACAAGCCAUCCUUCUGAGCCUAUAACUGCAGUUAAAUCAUUGGAAGACUACCCUGACGAUGGCAGGGUAAAUGCUCGCAAAAGGAAACCCAUGGGACGGGCAGUGGCUGGGAAGACCAGCCUGCUGGAACCGCCCCUGGGGUCUGAUGUGGCCUAGGCAGAGGUAGCGGUCACUGGCCUGGAAAUUCUCCUGCUGCUGUCUUGGCCUGGCCCUCCCCUAGCGGAGACCACUGCUCCUUCCAGGACCUGCUCCUCCAGCUGUGGCUCUUUGGGCUCUUUCUGGGCAGGGCCUGGCCUGGCAGUGGGUUCUAGCUGCUGUCGGCCCCUAGGUGCUUCUCUGCCUCUGUAUCUGCUCCGAGUUCCUUCUUCACCUGCUCUCAACUCUCCCUUUGAAUGUGUGCACUUUGUCCCUGCCAGGAGGUUCACAAACAGCACUUUUGGCUCCAAGCCGUCCUCCUGGGAUGGGGUGGGCUUGGCAGCCACCACCACCUCCGGCUUUGCUGUAUGUCGUUGCUGCUCAUUUGAAAUGCAUUAGCAGUUCAGAAGGGGCCUUACAGUCUGAGAGUGUGAUUCAUCAAACUGCAAGCUCUCCCUAUGAAAAAUGCAACGUCAGAAGAGGGUCCAAAGCUAAUGAUUAAAAUGAUCCAAAUGCA